Molecule: messenger RNA, 1604 nt
Organism: Asterias rubens (European starfish)
Lineage: Eukaryota; Metazoa; Echinodermata; Asteroidea; Forcipulatida; Asteriidae
Product: akirin-2-like
Exons: 4
Coding region: 257-871 (204 amino acids)
Biological process (GO): positive regulation of transcription by RNA polymerase II; positive regulation of innate immune response
Cellular component (GO): nucleus; chromatin
Molecular function (GO): transcription coregulator activity
Source: RefSeq, a predicted model, not a curated record
UAUGUGUAUGUAGUGUUCGUAGGUGAUAGUUCGACGUCGCCCAUUUUUGAGGACGAGAUCAAAAUUCUGGAGAAGAAUUUCAUCUGGAAUCAUCUACUUUCACAAACAGCAUAUCUGUUGAGCUUUUACAUCACAGCAACAGAGGAAAACCACUAAAAAGGCUUUCCCGGCUUCCAGAUAAUUUCGUUUUUGAAUAAUCUGGUAAAAGCCGGCGAAAGUGACUACAAUCGUUCAGAUAAACGACCGGUUUUUAAAAAUGGCUUGCGCAACAUUGAAACGGACUCUAGAUUUCGAUCCACUUCACAGCCCCGGUGCUUCACCGAAAAGACGAAGAUGUACACCCCUUUUGUCCCCAUCCACACCGACAUCAUCGACAAUGUCGUCGUCGUGUCGUCAACCGUCGGCGUUUUCUCCAGUAGCCCCGAGAAUGUCUCCAGGACAACUCGCAGCCAACAUAUGUUUAGAAUGGAAAAGAAUGAAGAGAAGACGGCAUCUCGAGGACUCCUUCACAGAAUCAGCCGGCGGUAGCGACAUUAACGAUUCGGACUCUCAAGUAUCCGACAUGAUCCACCAAACCUCGUUCCCAUCAGGUCAGCAUUUCCAGGGCUGCGGGACACCCAGUACGUCAGCAGCAGCAGGGGGCAGCGCCAUGGGCAUGAUCCACGGCAGCAGGGAGCAGCCCAUGUUCACACUGAAACAGGUUAUAAUAAUCUGUGAGAGGAUGCUGAAGGAGCAGGAGGCUCGGAUACGAGAAGAGUACGACAAAGUCUUGUCCAGUAAACUAGCAGAACAAUAUGAUGCCUUUGUUAAGUUCAACCAAGACCAGAUUCAUCGACGUUUCAGAGACUCGACGGCAAGCUACGUUUCUUAAGCUCCUGAAUUUGAAGCAGCGUGUAGCCUCCGCAAAAGGUAUCAACACCUGCAUCAGCUGUGGAGCCGAAGACUAAAUGUACAUCCAUCGUACCCUUAGGUUACCGCAUCCCUUCAAAAUCAACCCAGCAUUCUCUUCCUUAUAAAAAAAAUAAUAAAAAAAAUGGAUAAAAACAUUACAAGUCUGUUCUUAUUACAGAUGGAGGCAGUUGCGUUCAUAUAAAUAUAUAAUGAAAAUAACAAAAACAAUGAUUACUUCUCUAAAUUACUUAAUAGCGUCAACCAAAACUUUGGUGGGUCAACUGGAUGUAAACGUCGGCGGUUUAAGAUCUAAAACUUGUUAUUUAUGUAAGAUUUAUAUUUCCUUCUUAUUUCCCUUGAUUAUCAAGGGAUGAGCAACAAAACCAAAAUUUCUAAAUAUAUAAAAAAAUCCUCUGCGUAGAGUUGCUGGUACUACAAUGCACUAAAACAUGCCAUUACCUCAAGGAGUUUAAAAGCUAAUAGAUGUGUACCGACAAGCUUAAUAUAAAAAUCCUCUACUCGUAUAUUGUAGGGUUAUCUGCUGUAUCAUUUAGGGUGAUGGUCAUUUAUGAUGCAGGGGUCAUUGAUGGCAGGGGUCAUUGAUGGCAGGGGUCAUUGGUGACAGGGGUCAUUGGUGACCAGGGGUCAUUGGUGACGGGGGUCAUUGGUGACGGGGGUCAUUGGUGACGGGGGUCAUUGGUGACGGGGGUCAU